GUCUUAAAUUACACCACUCACCUGUAAAUUCAUGCACUCUCCAUCCAUCCAUCCACCCCUUCUUAUACAACCGCCCUCCUCACCCAACCCAUUCAACACACACUCACCAAUGGAGUUUUCUCACACACUAGUCAUCUUCUCAACCAUCUUCUUCACCAUCAUCCUCACCCUCAUCCGCCCCAAACGCCGCCUCAACCUCCCCCCCGGACCCCCCGGCUGGCCCAUCGUCGGCAACCUACUCCAAGUCGCCGGUUCGGGCAAACCAUUCUUCCAAUAUGUCCGAGAAUUGGUUCCCAAAUACGGCCCGAUCAUCACUCUCAAGAUGGGUACCCGAACAAUGAUUAUUAUAUCUCGGGCUGAUGUUGUCCAUGAAGCCUUGAUUGAAAACGGUCAGGUUUUCGCUACUAGGCCCGCUGAGAACCCGACACGGGCCGUGUUCAGUUGUAAUAAGUUUACUGUCAACGCGGCUUUGUACGGGCCGGUUUGGAGGUCGUUGAGGAGGAAUAUGGUGCAGAAUGCGUUGAGUGCGAGUAAGUUACGUACGUUUAGAGAGGUUAGAGGUGUAGCUAUGGAUAAGCUUGUGGACCGGUUGAAGGCUGAGGCGGAGGCGAAUGGUGGUGCGGUUUGGGUGCUGAAAAACGCGCGGUUUGCGGUGUUUUGUAUCCUUGUUUCGAUGUGUUUUGGUGUGGAGAUGGAUGAGAAAACAAUUGAACAAAUAGAUGAAAUGAUGAAAUUGGUGUUGUUGACGCUUGAUCCGCGGUUGGAUGAUUAUUUGCCUUUGUUAAGGCCGCUUUGUUCGAAGAAGCGAAAGCGAGCGAUGGAGGUGAGGGAGCAGCAGAUUGCGAUGUUGGUUCCAUUUAUCGAGCGGAGGCGGGCGGCAAUCGGAAGUCUGGGAUCCGAUCCCACGGCGGCGGAGUUUGCGUAUCUUGAUACGCUGUUUGAUUUGACGGUGGAAGGACGGAACGAUCCACCGUCAAAUCCGGAGAUUGUGACGUUGUGUUCGGAGUUUCUUAAUGGUGGUACGGAUACCACUGCUACCGCAGUUGAAUGGGCGGUGGCUCGAUUUAUCGAGGCACCGUCCAUUCAGUCACGGAUUUACGAGGAGAUAAAAUCCGUGGUAGGAGAGAGAAAAAUUAAUGAAAAGGACAUCGAAAACAUGCCCUAUCUGAAUGCGGUGGUAAAGGAAUUAUUACGAAAACACCCUCCAACUUAUUUUUCUCUCACACAUUCGGUUACGGAGCCUGCAAAACUUGCAGGCUACGAUAUACCGAAGGGGGCUAAUGUGGAGAUAUAUAUACCCGGGAUCAGUGAGGAUCCGAAACUUUGGACCAAUCCGGAUAGAUUCGACCCGGAUAGGUUUCUUACGGGGGGUGAGAGCGCGGAUAUAACCGGGGCGACGGAGUUAAAGAUGAUUCCAUUUGGGGUGGGACGAAGGAUCUGCCCGGGUUUGGGGAUGGCGACGUUGCAUGUGAGUUUGAUGAUCGGUCGGAUGGUUCAGGAGUUCGAAUGGACGUCGUGGCCGCAGAACAGCAAGGUGGAUUUUAGUGAGAAAACGGAGUUCACUGUGGUGAUGAAGAACACUCUUAGAGCUAUGAUCACAUCUAGGGUUUGAAUUUGUUUGAUGAUUGUGUUUUUAGAAUUUUAGUGUUAGUUAUGUUGGUUGAUUAUCAUAUUAUUAGUUUGAAUUUUGUGGUUUUUACGAAACACAGUUGAAUGAAGGCAUGGUUAAGUUA
Messenger RNA from Helianthus annuus (common sunflower), 1733 nucleotides. Its product is annotated as cytochrome P450 77A2. The record is from RefSeq and is a predicted model, not a curated record. The coding region runs from base 32 to 1612 and encodes 526 amino acids. Lineage: Eukaryota; Viridiplantae; Streptophyta; Magnoliopsida; Asterales; Asteraceae. The transcript has a single exon. Gene Ontology annotation, cellular component: membrane. Gene Ontology annotation, molecular function: iron ion binding; heme binding; oxidoreductase activity, acting on paired donors, with incorporation or reduction of molecular oxygen, NAD(P)H as one donor, and incorporation of one atom of oxygen.